Molecule: messenger RNA, 756 nt
Organism: Australozyma saopauloensis
Lineage: Eukaryota; Fungi; Ascomycota; Pichiomycetes; Serinales; Metschnikowiaceae
Gene: SNO1
Product: putative pyridoxal 5'-phosphate synthase
Exons: 1
Coding region: 1-756 (251 amino acids)
Biological process (GO): pyridoxal 5'-phosphate biosynthetic process; pyridoxine metabolic process
Cellular component (GO): cytosol; glutaminase complex
Molecular function (GO): glutaminase activity
Source: RefSeq, a predicted model, not a curated record
AUGACCACUCUGUCAUAUACCAUUGGAGUUUUGGCCCUUCAGGGCGCUUUCAGAGAGCAUUUAGAACACUUGCAACGUGCGGUCGCAGCUGCUGAUCUAGCUGCGUACUCGUUUUCAUUGCUCGAGGUUAAAACGCCCGAGCAACUUGCCCAAUGCUCGGCUCUUGUUGUUCCUGGUGGAGAGUCUACCAGUAUGUCACUCAUUGCAGAAAGAACCGGUAUGCUCGAACCGCUCCGUGAGUUUGUUGCAUCUAAGCCUGCUUGGGGUACCUGUGCUGGUCUUAUUCUCUUGGCUUCUGAGAUCCACAACGCCCGUCCGCACCAAAAGGCAUUGGGAGGAAUGGAUAUUUGUGUGGCACGGAAUGCUUUUGGUCGCCAGUUGGAGUCAUUUGAGGAAGCCUGCGACUUUUCCGACUUUGCACCAGGAGUUACAGCCUUUAAGACCGUCUUUAUCAGGGCACCUGUGGUUUCUGCCGUGAGAAAAGGCGCUGACUUUGUUUCUGUGGGUCCAAAGAAAAUGCACCGGCCAAAUGUCUGCUCUUUUCAAGAAGGUGAAAAGACUCUGACGUCAUUUGACCUGGUGGUCAAGGCAGAGUGUGAGAACACGGCGCCAGUAGAGGUUCUUCACUCAUUACCAAAUGGGUUGGUUGUAGCAGUUCGUCAAGGAAAUAAACUUGGAACCUCUUUUCAUCCCGAGCUUGCGGAUGAUUGCAGUUUUCACCAUUGGUUCGUGAAGGAGUUUGUGGUAGGCCACUGA